Molecule: messenger RNA, 3368 nt
Organism: Cucurbita pepo subsp. pepo (vegetable marrow)
Lineage: Eukaryota; Viridiplantae; Streptophyta; Magnoliopsida; Cucurbitales; Cucurbitaceae
Product: respiratory burst oxidase homolog protein A
Cellular component (GO): plasma membrane
Molecular function (GO): calcium ion binding; peroxidase activity; NAD(P)H oxidase H2O2-forming activity
Source: RefSeq, a predicted model, not a curated record
UCCUUCAGAUUCCGGACGCGCCUUCUCUGCAACUUCUUUGCUCACUACCGAUUGGCGGACAGCUGACGACGACGGCACGGGAACGUUCGUCAACUGUUGAUGAUUAAUUAGUUUCACAACCUGGCAGGCACGUUUUCGGUCUGCUAAUGAAUCAAUGACCACAACUGCGGAGCAGGAGUACCGAUGCGGAUCGGACGACAUUACACAACUUGACACGAUGAUCUUUAAAUCGUCGCUGGGAGCGGAGUUCGGCGCGGCGGAGGAUUUUGUGGAGGUGACGCUUGAUGUGCAAGAAAACAACACGGUUGUGCUUCGAAGUGUUGAGCCGGCGACUGUGAUCAAUAUGGACGAUAGCGUCUCUGGCGGUUCUGGAAUGCCGGCUUGGACUCCUGCUUCCAUUUUGAGAUCUACGUCGGCGAAGCGGAGUUCGUCGCAUCGGUUUCGGCAGUUUUCUCAGGAACUCAAAGCGGAAGCGAGAGCUAAGGCGAAGAAUUUUUCGCACGAGUUAAAAGCCGAAUUGAGGCGGUUCUCAUUGAGCCGGAGCCAUGCGUCUCAGGCAUUCGCCGCGUCAUCGUUAACCGUGAACACGAACAGUGAUGUUGGAGCAGAAAACGGAAUGGAUUCGGCUUUAGCGGCUAGAGAUUUAAGGAGGCAACAAGCAAAGCUUGAUCGAACUCGUUCCGGUGCUGAGAAGGCUCUCUAUGGAUUAAGAUUCAUAAGCGGCAAUAAUAAAACGAGGGGCGUCGAUACGUGUAGUGAACUUGAGAGCAACUUCAAUAAGCUUGCCAAGGACGGUUUUCUCAGCCGCGUCGAUUUCGCUCAAUGCAUAGGAAUGAAAGAUUCGAAAGAGUUUGCUCUCGAGCUGUUCGAUGCUCUAAGUCGGAGGCGAAGACUUCAGAACUCCGAUCGAAUUAGUCGAGACGAGCUGUUCGAGUUCUGGUUGCAAAUUACAGAUCAAAGUUUCGAUUCCAGGCUCCAGAUCUUCUUCAACAUGGUUGACAAGAAUGAAGAUGGUCAUGUCACCGAACAAGAAGUAAAAGAGAUUAUCAUGCUAAGUGCAUCCGCCAACAAGCUAUCUAGACUAAAGGAACAAGCGGAGGAAUAUGCAGCUCUAAUCAUGGAAGAAUUAGACCCUGAAAGAUUAGGUUACAUCGAGCUAUGGCAAUUGGAGACACUUCUGCUGCAAAAGGACACAUAUAUGAACUACAGUCGAGCCCUCAGCUUCACCAGCCAAGCCUUGAGCCAGAACCUACAAGGCAUUCGACGAAGAAGCCCAAUUAAAAAGUUUAGCACGAAAGUGCUCUACUUUCUGCGAGAGAAUUGGAAACGAAUUUGGGUUUUGACACUAUGGAUUAUGAUCAUGGUUGGGCUUUUCACAUGGAAAUUUCUUCAGUAUCGACAUAAAAACGCCUUCAGAAUUAUGGGAUACUGUCUCACCACGGCAAAGGGUGCGGCUGAGACCUUGAAGUUCAACAUGGCUCUCAUUCUUUUGCCAGUUUGUAGAAAUACCAUUACUUGGCUAAGGAAAACAAGAAUAGGGUACUACGUCCCUUUCGACGACAACAUCAAUUUUCAUAAGACAAUUGCGGUGGCCAUUAUAGUUGGCAUCAUUCUCCACGCUGGAAACCACCUAGCAUGUGAUUUUCCAAGGCUGCUUAAUUCCUCUGAAGCUGACUAUGCGUAUGUGAUUGAUGACUUCGGCAAGAAUAAGCCCAGCUAUAUGGACCUUGUUAAAGGGGUUGAAGGUGUUACAGGAAUCAUAAUGGUGAUUUUCAUUGCAAUAGCUUUCACACUUGCAACACGAUGGUUUAGGAGAAACCUCAUUAAGCUACCCCACCCUUUUGAUAGACUCACUGGAUACAAUGCCUUCUGGUAUUCACACCACUUAUUCAUUCUUGUUUACAUAUUGCUCAUCAUUCACGGCUUGUUCCUCUAUCUCGUGCACAAAUGGUAUCUUAUGACGACUUGGAUGUAUGUCGCUGUUCCAGUUUUGCUGUAUGCUGGAGAGAGGAUCCUGAGAUUCUUCCGCUCUGGAUCAUAUAGUGUUCAAAUCCAAAAGGUAGCCAUUUAUCCUGGAAAUGUUCUCAAAUUGCAAAUGUUCAAGCCGCCUCAAUUUCAUUACAAAAGUGGACAGUACAUGUUUGUUCAGUGUCCUGCAGUUUCUCCCUUUGAAUGGCAUCCAUUUUCAAUUACCUCGGCUCCUGGAGAUGACUACCUUAGUAUCCAUGUACGGCAGCUUGGUGAUUGGACCCAAGAGCUUAAAAGGGUUUUUUCUGAGGUUUGUGAGCCUUCCCUCUCCGGCAAGAGUGGUCUUCUAAGAGCUGAUGAAACUACCCUUAAAAGUCUGCCAAGGCUUUCAAUAGAUGGACCAUAUGGUGCCCCAGCACAGGAUUAUCAUAAAUAUGAUGUGCUACUACUUGUUGGUCUAGGCAUUGGGGCUACACCUUUCAUCAGCAUUUUGAAGGAUUUGUUGAACAAUACUGUGAAAAUAGAGGAGCAGGAUUCAUCUACUGGUAUCACUAGCGUUGGAAACCUCAGUUAUGUGAACAAAAAUUCUCAAGCUCCUAAAAGGAAGAAUUGUCUGAAGACCACAAAUGCCUACUUUUAUUGGGUAACUAGAGAGCAAGGGUCAUUUGAUUGGUUCAAAGGUGUUAUGAAUGAAAUCUCCGAGCUGGAUCAAAGGGGGGUAAUUGAGAUGCAUAACUACCUUACAAGUGUGUAUGAGGAAGGAGAUGCUCGUUCAACUCUCAUUACCAUGGUUCAAGCCCUCAAUCACGCUAAGAAUGGAGUAGAUAUCGUGUCUGGCACCAGGGUGCGAACCCACUUUGCCAGGCCUAACUGGAAGAAAGUUCUCAGCAAAAUCAGUUCCAAGCACUGUGGUGCAAGGAUAGGUGUCUUCUAUUGCGGUGCUCCAGUUUUGGCCAAAGAACUUGGCCAGCUCUGCCAUGAGAUUAAUCGAAACGGUUCGGCCAAGUUAGAUUUUCACAAGGAACAUUUUUAAGAUAAGUUUGGAUGCAUCACUUUCUCCCUCAUUCUCAUCUCAAAAAUAUGUCGAGAUUAAAAAUUUCUAGAAUUGUAGAAGUCAUGAAAAAGAAAAAGAAUAAAAGAAAUAAGAUUUAUAACUUGUAGAGACUAGGUAGGAAAGCAGAGACGAAAAAAAAGAGUUGAGUUAUACCAGGUGACUUUGUAGAUUUAGCCAUAUUAGUCCAAGCACAAUCACAAAUAAACAUUAUGGUUUAGUAGGAUUAGGAAUUUUAAACAGGCUGAGUUCUUAUAUUUAGAGAGGGAAUUUUUGUUAUUACUAUUGUUCCUUGAACGCCAUGUGAUCAUCCCAUAAAAGUACAGCGUCAAAUUUUUUUUCUUCGAAA